AUUUGCUUUCUUGAGAUCCAACCAUGCGUUCAUCUCUUUUGGUGGGUCUUUUUGGACUCAUCUACCUCACUGCUGUCAGUCUUGCAGCAAGUGCCUAUGGAAGUCGCCAUUUGUCCGCUUACAUUGUUGACUGGAAUAUUCCCAAGUCCAUUCCCUGGACUAAACUCGAUCAUGUCAUUUAUUCGUUUGCUAUUCCUAACAAAGACGGAAAACUUGGUGAUUUCGAUGCAAAUCAACUCAAGAAAGUUGUCAAGGAUGCUCAUGCUCACAAGAAAGGUGUCAGUCUUAGUAUUGGAGGUUGGAGCGGCUCUCUCUAUUUCAGUUCCCUCGUACGCACAUCUGCUUCCCGUGAAAAAUUCGCCAACAAUCUUGUUCAGGCCGUAAAGACCUACAACGUGAAUGGACUUGAUCUUGAUUGGGAAUAUCCUAACAACCCAGAUGGUGUUUCGUGUAAUGAAAAGAAUGCCAAUGAUACUCCAAACUACCUCAAGCUCAUCCAAUUACUCCGCAAGAAGUUGGAUGCCGCCUUCCCUAACGAACACAAGACAAUUUCGGCUGCGGUCAGCACUACCGUCUUUAGAGAUGGUAACCAGAAUCCUUACAAGAAACUUGCAUCCGGAUGGAAGAAUGCUCUCGAUUAUGUCAAUAUCAUGGCUUAUGAUCUUGCUGGCCCAUGGAACCCAAAGACCUCGUCCAAUUCUCCUCUUUACUCCAAGAAUGGUGAAGAAAGCAUCGAUUCUUCUGUCAAGCAAUGGGUCGCAGCCGGUAUUCCCAAGAACCGUAUUGUGGUCGGCGUUCCUUUCUACGGCUACACUGCCUUGACCACCAGCCCUGCUACAGCCAAGUCUGGCAUCAAGGUUGCUUACAAAAAGGGUACUCAGAUUAAGGGCGAUCAAUAUGACAGCAAGGGUGCCGAUCCUUGCAAGGGUGCAAAGAGCUCUUACUCUGGAGAUGUCUUGUGGAAAACAAUUGCCAGCAAGGGGAUCGUCCGAAGUGCUAGUGGAUGGAAGACCGUCUGGGACUCUACCAGUCAGACAUACUUUUCUUAUGCUGCCAAGACAAAGCAGUUCCUGACCUUUGAUGACCCAAGAUCUCUCCGUGCAAAGGCUACUUACGUACAGAAGAACAAAUUGGCCGGUGUCAUGCUUUGGUCCCUGGACAUGGACGAUUCCAAGAACAGUCUCUUGAACUCUCUUCAGGCCGUUCGUAGUUAGAGUAAAAUAAUUAGAAUUGGGAUUAAGAUCUAAUUGCACUCAAUACGCAUUACAUACAUUUAUAUACAGUGUAUGUGUAUGUGGGUUAAUUGGCUUAACUUAUUAAUUUAACAGCUCUAAUUAGUGGUUGCUUGAUGCACCUUUAAUUUAUUUAUUUUUUAUAUUAAAAAAAAAAGACGCAAAAUAACAUAUCAUUAAUUAACCACCC
Messenger RNA from Phycomyces blakesleeanus NRRL 1555(-), 1422 nucleotides. RefSeq names its product glycoside hydrolase family 18 protein. The record is from RefSeq and is a predicted model, not a curated record. NCBI's taxonomy places the organism in Eukaryota, Fungi, Mucoromycota, Mucoromycetes, Mucorales, Phycomycetaceae. The transcript has 8 exons. Gene Ontology annotation, biological process: carbohydrate metabolic process; chitin catabolic process. Gene Ontology annotation, cellular component: extracellular region. Gene Ontology annotation, molecular function: chitinase activity; chitin binding. The coding region runs from base 24 to 1214 and encodes 396 amino acids.